Molecule: messenger RNA, 477 nt
Organism: Bufo gargarizans (Asiatic toad)
Lineage: Eukaryota; Metazoa; Chordata; Amphibia; Anura; Bufonidae
Product: adenosine deaminase-like
Exons: 5
Coding region: 1-411 (136 amino acids)
Biological process (GO): negative regulation of adenosine receptor signaling pathway; inosine biosynthetic process; hypoxanthine salvage
Cellular component (GO): cytosol; external side of plasma membrane
Molecular function (GO): adenosine deaminase activity
Source: RefSeq, a predicted model, not a curated record
AUGAUAGAGACACAGGCUGUAGAGCUACUGAAGGCUGAGAGAAUCGGACAUGGCUACCAUACCGUGGAGGAUCCGGCACUAUAUAAGAGACUGCUCCAAAUGGACAUGCACUUUGAGAUGUGUCCGUGGUCAAGUUACGUCACUGGCGCGUGUGACUCAGACUUUACAAAGCAUCCCCUAAUCCAGUUUAAAAAAGAUGGCGCCAAUUGCUCUUUAAGUAAUGACGGACCCCUUCCCAUGAAUUCUUCACUGGAAACUGAUUAUAACAUUGCAAAGACUUACAUGGGAUUCAAUGAAGAGGAUUUCAUGCGGAUGAAUAUCAAUGCUGCCCGCUCUUGCUUUUUGCCUGAGGAAGAAAAGAAGCAACUGCUUGGUUUAUUGUACAAUGCGUACGGGAUGAUUGAUCUUUAACUGAUAAAUAUGAAUGCACCAAUGACCCGAGCAGCUUCAGAACACUACAACCUGAGAAUUUUAAUG